CGCGUCAUCUGGCAAGGCAGUGGGCACCGAGUCACCAGGCACGACAGUGGGCACUGGGUCAGACAUUGGAUCGUCUGGCCCGACAGCGGGCAUCGGGUCACCAGGCAUGACAGCGGGCACUGGGUCAUCAGGCAUUGGAUCGUCUGGCUCGACAGCAGGCAUCGGGUCACCAGGUAUGACAGUGAGCUUCGAGUCACCAGGCAUGACCGCGGGCAUGGGUCAGACAUUGGAUCGUCUGGCUCGACAGCGGGCAUCGGGUCACCAGGCAUGACAGCGGGCACUGGGUCAUCAGGCAUUGGAUCGUCUGGCUCGACAGCGGGCAUCGGGUCACCAGGUAUGACCGCGGGCACUGGGUCAUCAGGCAUUGGAUCGUCUGGCUCGACAGCGGGCACUGGGUCAUCAGGCAUGAUAGGAUCAUCAGGCUGGAUCAGCUGGGUACAGGCAUCAGGCUGAAGUGCGGGUGCCGAGGCACCAGGC
Molecule: messenger RNA, 477 nt
Organism: Staurois parvus
Lineage: Eukaryota; Metazoa; Chordata; Amphibia; Anura; Ranidae
Source: the annotation of a GenBank genome assembly